AUGGCGACUUCAAUUAUCUCCUCGUUGAGGGGCACUCAGCUUUUUCUGCUUGGACUCCUUUGGUUUCACAUUAGUGGCAUUGCGAAAGCAGAGGAAACUUCUUUCUACAAAUCACCCCGGAUACAUUUUCAUCACGCCUUACGAGCUUCAAAACCCCGGACCUUACAUAUUCGACAGCACAGGGGUAAGUCCCAGUUCUACCGAAACCGACGCCUGCCGAUCACUGACGGGUCACACGAUCAACAGGAGUUAGUAUGGAGCGGCUGGGGUAUCUCAGGCCCGGGGAAUGCACAUGGCCUCCACGUGUGCAAGUACAAAGGCGCCGAUCACCUAUGCUUCUUUCAAGGGAAUCAACAAAAAGGAUACUGCCGCGGGCAUGGAAUUAUCAUGGACCAGAACUAUCGAGUAGUACGAUCCAUACAACCAGGUGGAGGAAUGGCAUCUAGCGACAUGCACGAAUUUCGCCCGAUCAACGAUGGAGAAACCGCUCUGAUGACCAUCUAUCAACAGCGGCAAUUCGACAUGACACCAUGGAACGUCAAGACUGGACUUGGCUGGCUCAUGGAAAGUGUUUUCCAGGAAGUCGAUGUGGAGACAAACAAGGUCCUUUUUGAAUGGAGAUCGCUUGACCAUGUUGAUCCUUCAGACAGUUUUACUUGGCCCUCUCAUACGGACACCUCUGGCACCGGGCUGAACGUCCACGAGCCGUGGGAUUAUUUCCACAUCAACUCUAUCGACAAGAAUGCAGACGGUGACUAUUUGAUUUCGUCGCGCCAUACCUGUGCGAUUUACAAGAUCUCUGGAAAAGACGGCUCCGUGAUUUGGCGCCUUCACGGUGCCCAGCCCACUUUCCGCAACAUCAACUUCAGCUUCUCACAGCAGCACGACGCUAGAUUCCUGUUCGAAAAUGCGACACACACCUUCCUCUCACUUUACAACAACGGAUAUAACGGCUUCAACAAAACCCACACAUACUCCUCCGGUAUGAUCAUUUUGCUCGAUCAUCUGGAAAACACGGCUCUUCAGAUUCGCGAUUACGCUCCGAUCUCAAAGGACCUGGUGAGCUCCAGCCAGGGAAACCUGCAGAUGCUUCCAAACCGCAACGUACUCAUUGGGUGGGGCAAUAAUCCAUUUGUGUCUGAACAUGACGAGGCGGGCAACCUACUGUUCUGGGGCUCCUUUGCUAAAGAUACCGUGAUGAACUACCGUGCAAUGAAGUUCGAAUGGAAUGGCAUGCCAACGGACUCCCCUGCACUAUGGUCAUAUUCCAGGACAGCCGAGCCUUUCUCACCAACAAGUUUCUAUGUCAGCUGGAACGGUGCAACCCGCGUCAAGUCAUGGAAAUUCUACGGCGCAAUGAACAUGACCGGACCGUGGACAUUGCUGGACAAUGUAAACAAGACCGGGUUCGAGACCGAGUAUACCAACGCCAGUUUCUACCUUUGGUCUAAAGUCGAGGGCCUGGAUCACGAAGGCAACGUGCUCGGCAAGUCUGAGACCAAGUACACCUUCGUGCCCUCGGCGGAGCUUCGCGAGUUCUGUGCGGACUCCACCUGCCUCGAUGCUCCGGGAUACGGCUUCCCGGGUGAAGAGGCAGCCCGACCAUUCAUUCCUCCUGUGGGAGUGAAUACUGUGCCUUGGAUUGAUCCCGACAAUCCGGGAUCCAACAUCUGGAUCAAUCCAUCCGGAUAUCCGCACUCUUCGGGAACCCUCAAGUACUCGAAGGGGUGGGACCUUGGCCGCCUACUUGCUUGGAGCUGCGUUCUUAUCGUGGCAAUCCCCAUUUCCGCUGGUGCCUAUCUCGUAUAUCGAUACUAUACGAGGGACUCGAUCGACAGACUGCAGGAUCAGGAGUCUUCCGAGCCGCUGAACGGAAUGACCGAGCGGAAUCAUUCUGGAAUCCCCGCUGGCCUUCCCUGGUGGAAUUGGCGCCGGUUGAACGGCAAAGGCGAUCCGCCACACUACCACUCGCUUGGCCGGCGCAGCUCACAAGAGCAUGGACGACAACAACAUCGACAGCGGAACGAAUGA
Penicillium olsonii is the source of this 2031-nucleotide messenger RNA. The record is from the annotation of a GenBank genome assembly. Lineage: Eukaryota; Fungi; Ascomycota; Eurotiomycetes; Eurotiales; Aspergillaceae.